AUGUCAACUUCGGAAACAGAACAACUCAAAGCCAGAAUAGCUAAACUUGAAAAGGAAAUUGAAGAUCUUAAACAAGUUACAAUUUUUUCAGAUAUUCAACCAUAUGUGGAGGAAAAUCAAGACAAAUUUAAACAAUUGAAAAUAUCAAGUAUUGGUCUUUCAUAUCUUAUCAAAUUCCAAAAGAAGGGUAUACUGAAGGAGCUAAUCAAAAGGGUUGCUUCUGAUUUAUAUAAAGACGUUGAAGAUGUACAAUUAUUAGAUCCAAAAAAUGGUAAAUUAUUAACAGGUGAUGAAGAUUUACAACAAUUUGAACAAGAUGGUGUUUUUAAUCUAGACUUCCAAUAUGCAAAUGCUUGUGGACAUGAUCAUGAUCAUGAAUAUGGCUCUGAUGAAGAUUUUACAGAUGAUGAGAAUUUUUAUAAUAGUUGUAGUUGUUCUCAUCCACAUUGA
This is a messenger RNA of Hansenula ciferrii, 450 nucleotides long. RefSeq lists its product as uncharacterized. The transcript has a single exon. NCBI's taxonomy places the organism in Eukaryota, Fungi, Ascomycota, Saccharomycetes, Phaffomycetales, Wickerhamomycetaceae. The record is from RefSeq and is a predicted model, not a curated record. The coding region runs from base 1 to 450 and encodes 149 amino acids.